Salvelinus fontinalis (brook trout) is the source of this 2449-nucleotide messenger RNA. RefSeq names its product serine palmitoyltransferase 2-like. The coding region runs from base 75 to 1829 and encodes 584 amino acids. NCBI's taxonomy places the organism in Eukaryota, Metazoa, Chordata, Actinopteri, Salmoniformes, Salmonidae. The record is from RefSeq and is a predicted model, not a curated record. Gene Ontology annotation, cellular component: serine palmitoyltransferase complex. Gene Ontology annotation, biological process: ceramide biosynthetic process; sphingosine biosynthetic process. The transcript is spliced from 12 exons. Gene Ontology annotation, molecular function: serine C-palmitoyltransferase activity; pyridoxal phosphate binding.
UGCUAGUGCCGGCAUUAACGGAGAAGAGAAGAGUCCCUGGGUGAAGUAUACAACCGGGAUAUUCAAGCGAAUAAAUGCCACCAAGUAUGACUGAGAGCUCGGCGAAUAAGUUGAUAAAUGGAGAUGUUUGCCACCGGACCGCAAACGGUAAAAAAUCUUCGGGAAGGAACGGUUUCGUGAAGAAUCAUUGUUUGUUCCAACAACCGCAACAGAAGAAGUAUCGGCGCCCGAGUGAGAAGAACAACCAUGUUGUUCGUAACGCCAGCCUGUACAACAAGCUGUUUGUGGAGCAGUUUGAGGAGACUCCUCUGCUUGUGGCGGUUCUCACCUACGUGGGCUACGGCAUCCUCACCAUCUUCGGGUACCUCAGAGACUUCCUGCGGAACUGGGGCGUCGAGAAAUGCCACGUGGCCAGAGAGAGGGACGAACAGAAGGACUUUGUUCCGCUGUACCAGGACUUUGAGAACUUCUACACCAGGAAUCUAUACAUGCGUAUCCGUGACAACUGGAACAGGCCUAUCUGCAGUGUCCCUGGAGCCAAGAUGGACCUGGUGGAGAGAACCUCCAAAGACUACAACUGGACCUUCGAACACACAGGCAAGGUGGUGAAAGACGUGAUCAACAUGGGUUCUUAUAACUACCUGGGCUUUGCUGAGAACACUGGGAGGUGUGCUGACAGUGCCACAGGGUCGACACACAAGUACGGUGUGGGAGUGGGCAGCACCCGCUCUGAGAUGGGUAACCUGGACAUCCAUGAGGAGUUGGAGCAGUUGGUUGCUAGGUUCCUGGGGGUGGAGUCAUCCAUGGCGUUUGGGAUGGGCUUCGCUACAAACUCCAUGAACAUUCCUGCUCUCGCUGGGAAGGGCUGUUUGAUUCUGAGUGAUGAGUUGAACCAUGCCUCUCUGGUGCUGGGGGCGCGCCUCUCUGGCGCCACCGUCCGCGUCUUCAAACACAACAAUAUGGUGAGUCUAGAGAAGCUGUUGAGAGAUGCCAUUGUUCACGGCCAGCCUAGAACACACAGGCCCUGGAAGAAGAUCCUCAUUCUGGUCGAGGGAAUCUACAGUAUGGAGGGCUCUAUAGUACGUCUGCCUGAGGUGAUAGCCCUGAAGAAGCAUUAUAAGGCCUAUCUGUACCUGGAUGAGGCCCAUAGCAUCGGAGCUCUCGGACCACGAGGUGGAGGGGUGGUGGACUACUUUGGUCUGGACCCCAAAGACGUUGACAUCAUGAUGGGAACAUUCACGAAGAGCUUUGGUGCUGCUGGAGGGUACAUCGGAGGGAAGAGGGAGUUGAUAGAAUACCUGCGGUCCCACUCCCACAGUUCAAUCUAUGCCACGGCCAUGUCCCCUCCCGUGUCACAACAGAUCAUCACCUCUAUGAAGAUCAUCAUGGGAGAGGACGACACCACUCUGGGGGCGGAGCGUCUAAAGCAGUUGUCAGAAAAUACCAUAUACUUCAGAAGGAAACUCCGAGAGAUGGGAUUCAUCAUCUACGGAAACAAUGACUCUCCUGUCGUACCCAUGAUGCUCUACAUGCCCGCCAAAAUAGGGGCGUUUGGCAGGGAGAUGCUGAAGAGGAACAUUGGGACGGUGGUGGUUGGCUUCCCUGCCACACCCAUCAUAGAGUCCAGGGCCAGGUUCUGUGUGUCUGCCGCACACACCAGGGACAUGCUGGACACGGCAUUGGAGGCCAUCGGUGAGGUUGGGGAUGUGUUGCAGCUGAAGUACUCCAGACAUCAGGAUUUCCCCUCCUCCCUGGGUCCAUGGUCCUCUGCGGAGAGUCUGCUCCUGGAGCCCAGCCACGUCAAGUCUUCUUGUCAUAUAACUAACUGAACCAGCUACACCAGGCAUACUUGCACGUUUGUUUGUUUUUGCACUUACCUGGUGCACCGGCUCUAAAUCAGUCCCUGACUAAAGAAUGAAAAUGUAGAAGUGGAACUUAGUGGAUUUGAGUAUCUCUUGACCUACACUACAGUGGGGCAGGGAUAAAAAAGGCACCAAGGUCCUAUCGUGUGUGUUCGUUUCGAAGUGUGUAAGCCCCUAUCGUUGUCUUAAUGUAUCUUAACUUAUUGUUAAUUCAUUUCUUUGUGUUGGACCUAAAUGCUGAAUCCUUUUUCCGUGUGCACACUGCAUUCUGGGGGCUUCUAGUGCAAUAAUAACAAGAUGGGGAGGAAGAGUAGAACAAGACAUGGAUUUCUAUUGCCAUUCAAAUAUACAAUUUGUUUGGUUGUACCAAUGGAGUUAAUGAAUCAGAGAAAUGGAAUCCCUAGAACCGGGAUCUACAUUUUGUUCUAGGGAUUAUAUUUCUAGGAUAACAGCAGAAGUUAUAAUGCAAGAAAGAAGUAAAUAAAUAAUAUAUAUCAUUCAUGACUAGUAGGGCAACAUAUAGGCUUCAUAUCAAAUGAGGUACAUCGUCAAGUGUAGCUUAUUUUAUAUUAAACUUUCAACUCUGA